Messenger RNA from Closterium sp. NIES-65, 555 nucleotides. The record is from the annotation of a GenBank genome assembly. NCBI's taxonomy places the organism in Eukaryota, Viridiplantae, Streptophyta, Zygnematophyceae, Desmidiales, Closteriaceae.
AUGCUGCCAGCACAGAUGAAUGUUGCCAGCGGUGGCAGCUCCCUCACGUGGAAAGUGUGGGCGCUGCAUGCAUCACCACCGAGUCAUAGCCUCUACCUCCACCCCGCCAUCCUUUCUUUCCCACCGCGCCGUCCUCUCUCCCUUCCACCCGCCGUCGCCUCCCACCCGCCGUCGCCUCUCCUUCCUACCCGCCGUCGCCUCUCCUUCCUACCCGCCGUCGCCUCUCCCUCCUCCUCGCCGUCGCCUCUCCCUCCUCCCCUCCGUCGCCUCUCCCUCCUCCCCGCCGUCGCCUCUCCCUCCUCCCCGCCGUCGCGUAUCCCUCCUCCCCGCCGUCGCGUAUCCCUCCUCCCCGCCGUCGCCUCUCCCUCCUCCCCGCCGUCGCCUCUCAAACCUCCUCGUCAUCGCCUCUCCUUCCCUCCCCGCCGUCGCCUCCGGCGACAGGUGCACGAGCGCAAGCGAGACUUGGUGUGCGAGUGCAGGUUGGUGCGCGAGCGCGGGUUGGUGCGCCAGCGCGGGUUGUUUUCUGAGGCACCGUUGUUAUCAGUUUCUGUGUAG